AUGCCUCGGGGAGGCUCAUUCAUACUGAAGUACGGUGGGACACAUUCAGUUUUGCGCGGCAAGCUGCUGCUGGCAGGUGACCUUAAUGUUGUGGAGGACCCGACCCUGGACAGGUCCCCGACGGGGGGUUCGUCUGGGGAGAAUGCGAGGAUGCUGCAGUUGUUCGCUGGCCUGCACAUGAUGGACGCGUUUAGGUCGCUCAAUCCAAGCGGCCGUGAAUACACCUUCUAUGCGGGGGCGACGAAGUCGAGCUCCAGGAUUGACCGCAUCUUAGUAUCGGCGGAGCUGCUCCCCUCGGUUGUGGAGGCGGUCCACACCCGCUCACUGAGGGGCAUCUCGGAUCAUAAGUGUGGCGUCAAGGUGGUGCUGCAGGCGAACCUGAGACUUCAUAUGGGUCCAGGUAUCUGGCGGCUCCCAUCUGCAGAAACAGCGAAACCAGGGGUGGAGAAGGUGAUUAAGGCGGUUACUGAAAGGCACCAUGCGGAUGCCUCGCGCAGUUUUGGUGGCCUCCUCGCCAAGCUCAAGGCCGCGCUAAGGCGUUAUGCGGCGGAAGAACGGAAACGGGUGCGAGCAACUUUGCGUCACCUGGAGCUUGCAGUUUCUGACAUGCAGCAAGAACUGAUGAGAAAUCCCCGACGGGACGACCUCCGUGUGAAAUUGGCGGAGAAGGAAUCGCAGCUGGCGGCAUAUCUAAAAGGGGAGAAUGACAGGCUCCACCUCCUGGCGGGGGUGAAGGAGGAAGCAAAGGGUGAGAUUGCGUCGGGAGUGCUCUCGGCGAAAGUGAAGUCGAAGAAAUCGCGCACAAUGAUCACGGUUCUGUCCUCGCAAGGGGUGGAGCAGAGAGGCACGAGGGGCAUUCUGGAAGCCGCUUCCCGUUUCUAUGCGGACUUGUUCGCGGAGGCUCCUCUGUCGGGCUUGCCUUGCUGGAAGCCGGAUCCACUAAAAACAUUGCGAGAGCGGGAGAAAACGGAGUUAGAAGCGGACUGGACGGAAGACGAAGUAAGAAAGGCGUUGAAAGAGAUGGCGUGUGACAAGUCACCGGGUGGUGAUGGUCUUCCAAAAGAACUCUUCGAACGCCACUGGGACCUGCUGAAGGAUGACUUCAUGGGUUUUGUUAAGCAAUUUGAAUCCACGGCGGUUCUUCCGGAGGAAGUGCAGGAGGCGGUGACGGUCCUGCUGCACGAGAAAGGACCAAGAGAGCAGGUGCAGAAUUACCGACCGAUCACCUUGCUGUCAAGCUGUUACAAGGUGGUCGCGAAGCUGCUGGCCAACCGCAUGAAGCGUGUGCUGGGCGUGGUCAUCUCAGAGGAGCAGCACGGUUUCUUACCGGGCAGGCGGCUCUCGGAUGCCGUGUCGACGGUUGCCGACGUGAUAGAAGCUGCGAAUAACGACAGGGAAGACUGGUAUCUGCUGAUGAUCGAUUUUCAGAAGGCGUUUGACUCCGUGUCGAGGACGUUCCUGUUUGACACGAUGACGCUGAUGGGGUUCCCGAGCAAGUUUGUUCGAUGGUGUGAGGGGCUGCAUGACGGCUCUUUCACCCGCCUGCUUGUAAAUGGUUGGCUAGGUGAUCGGGUCGACGUCCGCAAGGGGGUUCGGCAGGGUUGUCCGCUGGCUCCUUACCUCUUCUUGUGCGCGGUGGAGCCGCUCUGCCAAGAAGCGAAACGCAGAAAGUUAGGGAUAUGUGACGACUAUGGCGACAGGCUGGCCUACCUGGGUUACGCGGACGACACGACGCUCGUGCUGAAGGGGAAGCGGCAGAUUAAGAAAGCAGAGGAGCUGCUGGAGGAGUUCGGUGCUCGCUCCGGCCUCCGGGUCAACAAAGAGAAAUCGGCGCUGCUCCCGGUGGGUGCUAACCUGAAUGAGGAAAAGAGUGAAGGGUCAGUUUUCACGUGGGUCGACCCAAAGGAAGCGGAAAGGUUGCUGGGAGUCUGGGUGUCCCCGUCUGGGAGCGCAGAGGUUACCUGGGACAAGGCGCUGUCAAGGGCAGCGGAGGAGCUGGUGAAGUGGCAGUCUCACCACUUAACGACGACGGCGAGGGUGGCGGUUGUUAACGCCUAUGUUUGCCCGAUCUUGGCGUUCCAGGGGCAGGUCUACCCCCCGUCGGACGGAGUAUGGAGGCGGAUUAUGAAGCUUCUGGUUAACUUCAUCUCUGGCAACAAAGCGUCGACGGAGCGCCACUUCACGCUCUGGAGCAGGGAGCUGAUUUUCAGGCCUCGGAAGGACGGUGGGCUGGGGGUGCGCGAUCCCUUCGAUGAGCUCAGUGGCCUGGCCGCCAGGAGAGUGGGAAAGCUGGUCUUGGUCAGAAGAGGCGUGCGCAGUUGGCUGGCGACGAAGGCGGCUGACCUCCCUGCUGGUUUCCGAUCCUUCUGGGCACACCCGGAAUACCUGAAAGCAUGGGAGGGCAAGAGCGUCAGGUGGAAGCAGACCUGCGAAAUGUUUAUGCGGUCGAGCGUUGCAAAGAAGGGUCCGGUCUCGCGCUGGGAUAUCGCGCAAGAGCCACUGGUGUACAAUCGGCAGAUCUUGCCGAAUGGAAAGAAGCCACUCGGACGGCAGGAAGCGGCAAAUGGGCUGGAGCUUCUGAAGCUUGGUGAUUUCGUCGGCCGAGCGGAAGAUGGUGCCUUCUUUUUCAAGGAGGAGAAGCUGCUGGCGAAGGAAUUGGGUACGCUUAAAAAAGCGAGAAAGGCGCUCAGAGCUUUCGCUAGUGUCCCAGAAGCCUGGAAGGAGAAGCUGAUAGCGCCGAUCACCGGGGAAGAGUUUCUGGCGGAGUCGGUCUUCGUGAAGAAGAAAGGCCUAGUGGGGGUUUGGAAAGCUGAGAAGGUGGUGCAAGGCGGCCUUGCCUGCCGAGCAUGCGACUGUUUCGCUGUACCCCUGGUGGGAGGGGCGGAGAUAUCUGCGGUUCUCGCCCUGGACAAGGUGGAGCCGGUGAUGGUGAGAGGCGGAAGAGUGAUUGGGGCGGGUGGUCUGCCCGAGCUCGCAUUCACUCCUGAUUUUUCCUCUCUUCCUGCUAAGGAGAUCUUUCCCCUCCCUUGCUCCCUUCACCCUUUCCCUAGCCGUAGCGCGAAGCGUGCAGCCAUGGCGCUGUCACAGAGGGAGGCGGAUAUUCAGAUGAUGCUCGCGGCGAAGGUGCACCUGGGCACCAAGAACUGCAACUACCAGAUGGAGCGCUACGUCUGGAAGCGCGGCGCGGACGGUGUGUUCAUCAUCAACCUGGCCAAGACGUGGGACAAGCUGCAGAUGGCGGCGCGCGUGAUUGUCGCGAUCGAGAACCCGCAGGACAUUUGCGUGCAGUCGGCGCGGCCGUACGGGCAGCGCGCCGUGCUCAAGUUCGCGCAGUACACGGGCGCCAACGCCAUCGCGGGCCGCCACACCCCCGGAACCUUCACCAACCAGCUGCAGAACAACUUCAGCGAGCCGCGCCUGCUCGUCCUCACCGACCCGCGCGUUGACCACCAGCCCGCGGCCGAGGCGGCGCUGAGCAACAUCCCCACUAUUGCGUUCUGCGAUACGGACAGCCCGAUGCGGUACGUGGACCUGGGCAUCCCCGCCAACAACCGCGCGAAGCACUCCAUCGGGUGUCUCUACUGGCUGCUCGCGCGCAUGGUGCUGCAGAUGCGCGGCUCCAUCCUGCCCAGCCAGCCCUGGGACGUGAUGGUGGACCUGUUCUUCUACCGCGACCCUGAGGAGACCAAGGAAGAGCAGCCGGAGGAGGGCGUUGCGGCGGAGUUCGGAGCGGUUGAGUUCGGUGCCGUGCCCCAGAUCGCGGAGGGGCAAUGGGAUGCUGCCGCUCCCACUGGUGACUGGGACGCUGCUGCUGCCGCCCCUGCUGGUGCUGUGCCGGCUGUUGCUGGUGGCUGGGAUGCUGCUGCUCCCCCUGCUGCGGGUGCUCCUGCUGCGGUGUCGUCAGGCUGGGAUGCAGCUGCUGCCCCCGUGCCUGGUGUGCCCGGGGCUGGCUGGGACGCUGCUGCCCCCGGUGGCUGGGAGGCUGCCCCUCCCCAGUAA
Molecule: messenger RNA, 3999 nt
Organism: Closterium sp. Yama58-4
Lineage: Eukaryota; Viridiplantae; Streptophyta; Zygnematophyceae; Desmidiales; Closteriaceae
Source: the annotation of a GenBank genome assembly